CCGUAAGGCAACAUUGAUUAGAAUAUUUUGUCAACACGACGACAGCUGUCGAAAUUGAUGAAUAAAAUGGUGUUCUAAAUUAUAGUGAAGGUAAUCUUGUAAUAUAAAUCAGCGUCCGUGAUUAUAAUUUCUAGGAGUUCUCUUUUCAAGAUCAACAUAUUACAAAAUCAAUAGUAUAGUCGGCGUUUAUACGUUGACUAACUAAGGAGUAAGAGAUAGAAGAGUAGAGUAGACUGUAUACCGAGGACUCAAUAGUCAGUAGACACUUAGUAUUUACUAUUUAAGUAGUCUCAGACUUCUCAGACGACUCAGAGACUGAGUCAAGUGAGCAAGGGAGCUAAAACUAGGUACUUGGAUUCAGGGACGUGCUGGUACAUGGAAACCCCUGACGUGACGAACGGUGUAAUAAGAAAGGCCCGGAGAUUGUAAUAACUGCCCAAAAGGCCCAUGACGAAUGCUCGUUGCGUCGUCGUGGGCCAGCACGUCCCUGCUUGGAAUAGAAAAUUAAAACUUUUUGUAAAAAUAAACCAAUGACCAAUGGCGUAGUUGAAUAGAGCUAAUUUUUAAAGAAUUAUAACGCCAAAAUCAUAUUUUUAGCUGUUGUAGUUUUAAAAUUAUAAAUUUUUUAAAAUUCGACUUAAUUUGUCCUUUUUAAACAUGGACCGCAUCUCCACAUUCUGUGACCCAAUUCUGCUGUUCGCGUCACAAGCUCUUGUUUUAAUGAUAAUUUUAUACUCAGAACUAAUGCUGUAUUUAAAAUAAUUUUAAUAAUGUUAACAAUUAUAAAUAAAUUGUAGCUUAUCUAACUAUUCACUAUUUAUAUCAUUAAAUUUAAUAUAAUGUAUUAAUAUAUGGCUUUUCUGUUUACCAAAUCUACGACACCCAUUAUACCGAUAUAUACUAAAUAGUCUAUGUAAGGCAACUUAUGCCCUAAUUACUAAAAUACUGUUUGGGAACUAUUGAACUUUCAACUUUGGUACAUGGCUAAUUAAUUAAAGCUUUCCCUGAUCUAGUUUAAUAGCUUUUGCACACUGCAAACUUUUAUGAAGGAAAACUCUGAGAUAGUAGUAAAUAAUGGCCAUUAUUCAAGUCACAGUGAAUGGCUGCCAUGGCAUUUUGCACACAGCAAAUUAUGAUCAUUUAUAAUAUGGACUCUGCCGGGUUUUUUAACCUAAAAUUAAAACAGUAUUCUUUCAAUAAAAUUUAAGUUCAUUCUAAAACAUAAGUUAUCAAAUAUUUUGAUAUAAAUAGUGAAAAUAAUUGAAUAUUUCCUAAGUAAUGGGGUCUUUCGUCAAUGAAGUGGCCACUUCCUUAUCGAAAUUGGGCUGAGCUACAUUACCAUAUAGGGAUUUACUCAAAUGAGCAUAACAAGUGACCGACAUGUCCUAACUCAAUGAAAAUUGACACAAAUACACAUCGAUAUAUAAUACAGAAUAAGACUUUUUUUUUAAAGACAUAAAAGUGAAAGAUGGCUUUUUUUUAAAGGGGAAUCUCAAAAUACAAGUCGAUUGAAAAAUUUAAACAAAUCAAUGUAAAUGUAGGCCAAGAUGUCUACCUAAUAUAAGGCCGGAAACGGAACUCAAAUAUAUGUCACAAGUACUCAUUUAAUAAUAUAUAGACACACACAUCAAAAAAUUAAAAACUAGGAUUUUUUGGCGCCGAUUUCUAUUUACGAUACACAAAAAGUAGUAGUCUCCCUUGUUUCAUCGAAGUACAUGCUAAAGCUAAAGUACUGAGCUUAAUUUUACAAAAUUUUAACUUAAAUUCAGUUUAGUCUACUAAUAAUAACUUUUAAUAAGUUAUUCUCUUUUAAAUAGGAAUAACUAGGCUAGUUAAAAUACUAGUAGUUGUAGACUUACUAAUUUAAAACGGGUAAAUGCGAAGAGAUAGCACCGUAUUUUUUACCAUGGCCGCUACCCAUGAACUUUGACCGGUUCACGGGUGGUGGCAACCAAGAUGUCGGCUGUGGAAAAAUAAAAUAACUCAAGUUUGCUAAAAUUAAGAAUAAAACGUUAAAAAAUAAUGAAAACAUUUCCUAAAUGUAUCUCUAAACCUAACCUGAACCCUAAAUUUAUCCCUAACCUGGUUGUUAGUAGUAAGGUCGACGAUGUCUCCUCGGUAUAAAAUAAGAAUAUAGGUAAUUUGAUUUUCAACCAAUCAAAAGUGAGCUUCUUUUUUUCCACUGUUGUUUGUCUUGGUAUCAGUAGUAAAGAUAUUUGGCCAGAUGUGUUUCUAUUUUCAUUUCCUUUGAACCUUGUAAGCUAAUGUAAGUUGAAUUUGUAAUAAAAACGAAUGGGACAUUUCAUUUCAAUAUUUUUCAUAUUAACUUUAUUGAUCAUCAAAUUGAGUUAUGAUGCCAGUAAUGCUCAUUGGAGAAUGGGAAAGUUAUCAUACACAUUGUUCAGGUUUAAAAAUUAGUCUAUUUACCCAAGGGUAUGCAGAGAAGUAUUGGGCUCUGAGCAAAUCCAAAUUUUGGCGUGCACUUCAAAAUAAUUUUUUCUUACGAUUUAAUUCCGCCCUUAGGAGCCCCUUUGCGGGCUGGGCCCUGAGUGACGUACUUGGUUGCCUCAGCCUUUGCAGAACCCUCUAUUCACCCUAAAUCUAAACUUUACUGCCUAAGCCUAAUUAAUGGGCGUAAUAAAUGGUCGGCACGGCUACAUGAUGAUGUGUGGUGAAAGUGUCUAAUUUGUGAUACAAUUUUGUGAUCGUUGGGGGAGAGUGUUAAAUUUGGGCAAAAUAGCGUGACGUCCUUUUGUGGAUGGCCCCUUUCUUCUUUGAACCUAUAUGUUGUAAAAAAAAUCAAGUGAAAAAAUUUAUAUUUCAUUUAAGUUCUUCACAAUUUGAAUAGAUUUUGAUUAUGUUUUAAAUAGCAUUCAUUUUUUUAAAUUUUAGAUUUAGUAUGAUCAAGAAAAGUUGCUUUAAUUCUACUUUGCAAAUCAGUUGUCUGUGAAAUGGGCCUUCUCUUUUCAAAAAUAUGGAGCUUGUUUACCAACGAAGGUAAUUGUUCAUUUCAUUCUUUAUUAUUAAUUUCUACUGUAACAUGACUGUAUAAAACAUAUUUUUAUCAUUAAUAUUUUUAAAUAUAUGGCCUUAUAUAACCCAAUUUUAUAUUUAUACUUGAUAACUACUAACCUCUCUGUCAACAGAGCACAAAAUGAUUAUUGUAGGCCUUGAUAACGCUGGUAAAACAACAAUAUUGUACCAAUUGUAAGUAGCCAUCUUUUCUAUACAGCUUAAAUUAGAUUUGUUCAUUCUUAUAUUUUUUUUUUCUAUCUGUAAGUAAUAUUUCUUACAUUACAUUCUUUUUUUGUGUUUUUUUUUUCUUUAGUUAAAUAAAAUAUUACAAUUAAUUUACCAGAGACACAAACCCAUUUACCAGCUUAAAGUGAUAUGCACAAUAAAUUCUGAUAUAUCAGCUGAAGAUUGUCGUAUGCUGAUGUACAUCUUAACAUACAUAUAAAUCUUAAAUCAGGAUUUUUUUAACCAGGGGUACCAUCAGGCACCCCCUGGGGGUAAGGGAGGCAGUACCAGAGGGCACAGGAAGAUCCUCAAAUUUUUUUAAAACAACAAUCUUACACAGUGAAAAAUACACCCCCCCCGCACACACACCCCCCACCCCCCCCACCAUAUUAAAAAAAAUGAGAGCUGAUUAUAUAUUUCAUCAGUUCAAUGGUUAUGUAUAGCUGGCACAUCUGAUUCGUUUUGAAUUUAUAUUUUAAAAAAACAAGGCAGUGCAAAAAACAAACAUAUUAUUUAUGUUAUUGCGAUACUUUAUCAUGGCCGGGGAGGGGAUGUUUGAAAUCAAGAAGGGUGCCACAAGCAAAAAGGUUUAGAACCUCUUUCUUAAAUUGUCAUUUUUGAAUAUUUAAAAAAAAAAAUUCAACUCCUUGUAUUUUGUUAUUGAAUACUGUGCUUCUGUUUUUCCUGCGCAGCCUAAUGAAUGAAGUUGUACACACUUCUCCAACUAUUGGUAGUAAUGUAGAAGAGGUGGUAUGGAAAAAUAUUCAUUUUCUCAUGUGGGAUAUAGGAGGCCAAGAGUCUUUACGUGCAUCUUGGAAUACCUACUACACAAACUCAGAGGUGAGAAACACUCAGCUUUUAGUAUUAUCUGUAAAGAAAAGACAUAUGAUGAGCCAGAAAUGAAUAUGUGUUUAUAAUUUUCUUAAAAAUUAAAGGUAUGAAGAUUGAUAUCAAGUCCAUUGUUUGGUAUGGUUUAGAAUUUUUUUUGUGGCAUAUGCAAAAUUUGAAUUGAUGUGAAAUUUUUAAAAACAUUUUUUUUUCUGCCUCAGUUUAUAAUUAUGGUCAUAGAUAGCACAGAUAGAGAAAGGUUAUCAAUAACGAAAGAGGAGCUGUAUAAAAUGUUAGCCCAUGAAGUAAGUUCUAACCAAUUUUAAAAACUAUUCUUUUGUUAUCCAUUCUAGCAGUUAGUUUUGAGCAAUAAUUACAUUAUAUUAUAUUUAUAUAAUUUAAGAAAAAUAAAGACAGCCAUUGUUGAAAAAAUUCAGAACAAAAUUAGACACAACGGUCACUUUAAAAACUGUUUUCAUUAUCUUAAAAAUAUUUUGUGUGUGUGUGUAUUUUUGUGUGUUAAUGCUGUUUAAAUAUUCACUUAUUUUAGGACUUGCGUAAAGCCGCUGUAUUGAUAUAUGCUAACAAACAAGACAUAAAGGGCUGUAUGUCACCUGCUGAAAUCUCCCAACAGCUUAAUCUGACAGCAGUCAAAGAUCAUGUUUGGCACAUACAGGCAUGUUGUGGCCUGACUGGAGAAGGGUAGGUUAUAUAAAAUGAAAAUAUGUAUCAAAACAUCUGCAAGUAUUGAAAAAAUUGUCUUUCAUGAUUUUCAAUUCAUUGUAGGCAUUAUUUUCAUCCGUUUUAUUUGUUAUAUUGGUAUGUUGAAAAGCUCAAUUAAAAUUAAUAUUUAUGUUAGGAUGAAAUGUCGGUGAGAUUUUUAACCCCCAAAGUUUAAAAUAUAAUGUGUAAUCAAAUGAAUCUGUUUCAUUUUAAAGAAGAUGUGAGAGUAAAAAAACAACGUAAUACUCUUCUUGUUGAUCUACAUUAAAGAGAAUGUUAUUGUCAUCCCUCAUAUUGAUUUAUUUUUAAGAUCAAAGAACCCAUCAUCUUAGUUAAUUUAUUAAACUUUUUUCUUUUUUUUUUCAUUUUGGUAGCAUUAUACCAUUUAAUGAGAGAGAAACCUCAGAGUUAAUUCAUAAAAAAAUUAAAAAUAAAAUCAUGGAACAAUUCUAGCUAAUUUUUUUACCUCAAGAAAAAUAAAGCAUUAAUUGGCUUUUUUUAAAAUUGAAACUCUAGACAAAGGGUCAGUUUAUAAACUUAUUUGUGGACAAGUUUAGUAUCAAUGAAAGGGAAAUUGUAGGUCAGUUUAUGAAUUUAUUUGUGGACAAGUUUAGUAUCAAUGAAAGGGAAAUUCUAUGUCACUUUAUGAACUUAUUUGUGAACUAGUGUAGUAUCAAUGAAAGGGAAAUUUAAAAACAUCAGAUGAUGCCUUAGACAGGUUUUUUGUUGCGGUGGUUCAGUACCAGAAGAUUGGGAAUCUUGGCUUCAUUCCCUCUAAUAACAUGUCUUUCAAUAAUUAUAUCUCUCACAUUUUUCACUCUGCUUACAGCACUAUCUGUCACAUCAGCUCCAUUUGCUACUACCUCACAGUUAGCGCAACAAAAACCCUAGUCUGUGCUCUUGUUCUCUCUCAUCUUGACUAUUUCAACUCUCUUCUGUCAGGUUCACCAAAACACUUCAUAGAAAAACUAAAAAAAGUUUAAAAAAACUCAGCUGCUAGGUUAGUUCUAAAGGCAAAAAAACGUGAUCACUUCACUCCACUUACUUCAUUGGCUCCCUUUACAAGCACGCAUUGACUAUAAACUCUCUAUUCUCUGCCACAAAUUUUUCUUGGAUUCCUGCCCUUCCUAUGUAACCAUACUUCUUUCUGUUUAUUCACCCCUUCGACAGUUUCACUCCUCCGCAGGCACGCAUGUUUUUUCUGUUCCCAAGACACAAACUAAAACAUACAGUGAAUGAUCUUUCUCUUCCUUUGACCCCAAACAAUGGAAUUCUCUCCAACUACACAUCUGCAAUGUAAUGACCAUCCAGGCCUUUCAAAUGCACCCAAGACACAUUUUUUUCAAACUCUACUAUCCUGACUGAUUCCCACCCCCUCUGACCAAUAACCCAUGCUGCUGGGUGCCAUCCAUAGCUUGACAUGUAAAAAGUUCUGGGGUGGGCGGGGUGGAUAUAUAUUUUUUUGUUUUUAUACAGCUGUUUUUUAAUUAAAUAAAUGUAUGUCAUUUUUUAAUGUCAUGAUUAUAUUUGCUCAUGUUUUUAUGACCCCAGCCCUAGGCAAGCGUACCGCGCUAUAUAAGACCACUGUAAUAAUAAUCAUAGUCUCACUAACACUUCACCUCAACAAUGGCUGAUAGCAAUAAGUACAUUUUGAUUUUAGAUUUUAUAAAAAAAAAUAGUCAUAAGUUAUUCCAAAUUAAUAUAUGUAUAUUUUUAAAUUCAUCAUUGUUCACACUAUAUAUAUUAUAUCAGUGGGUCUUAAACACACCACAGCCCCCCCCCCCCCCCUUUUUUUUUCCCCCUCUUGUGCCAUAAACUCAUCUCCUGCACUUCCAUGUUUUACCCUAAUUGUGAACAUAAUUUACAGCAUUAUUUUGUUCAUGAUGCUUAAGGGAGGUCAUAGAAUAAUUUGUCAAAGAGUAACACGUAAUUAAACUUUUAGCUAAAAUGUUAUGAAGCUUUUUCACUUGUAUUCAUUCAGUAAUAAACUGAUAAACAUGAGCCAGAGAUACCACAACUUUUUAAAGGAGGAUAAUUAUGAAACCAAGAACCAACGUUAUGUCUUUGAGAUCAGGGCCUAAAGAAGAAUUUGUGUCUUCCAUAGUGUCAAAUUACUUUUAAAUGUGACUGACACCUUUACUUUAGAAGCCAAAAAAUUUUAGCAUGUAGCAGCAAAAGCUCAAAAUCUUUAUUGUAUUUGUACUCAACACAUGUGCCCAUUGAGAGCUUUCUUUCUUUCUUUAUGCCUUUUUACCCCGUCUGGGGCAUAGGCCGUCCACAAGAAUUUUCCACUCAUGACGGUCCUGGGCUUUCCUUUCCAAUUGCUUCCAGGUGUAUCCAAUAUUUUGUGCGUCUGCCUCUAGCUUCAUGUAUUCUUAGGCCUUCCUCUCUUUCUUUUUGAGAGCAACGGUUUUAUUUUAUUUACUCAAGCAAUGACUGAGUCUUAUAGCAACCAGAUAUUGGUGAUGAAUGUCGCAAUGAAUUGUACAGAAAUGACACUGUAUUUUGUCAAUGAACACAGAAAACCAUGGCACCAACAAGUUGUAGAUCGUACCAACAUGUUGUGGAUGCUGCACGCUUGUCAUACGUGUCCUGUUAUUAUCAGCUGUCUGUGAACAGUUAGAUUGAUAAAAGUUAAUUUCUAGUAAUAAUCAUGUCUUAAACAUCUCCAACCGAUGUCUAUCGAUGUCGCUUCUUUAAUGUCAUCGAUCAAAAUAGUAUUUUAAAGGUAGAGUGUUGACUUACCUUAUGUUUAUUUGUAAAAGGAAAUAUUUAUUAUGUACUAAUUUAUGCUUAACCCUUUCUUUUAAAAAAAAACCUAGAUUAUACCAAGGAUUGGAGUGGAUUACUUCACAUAUACGGCGACGAUGACACCACUUUGUAAAUAUCAUAUUUUAUUUAGUAUGGUGGAGAAAAAAAAAGUUAAAACUACCUUUGUUAGCAUUAUUUUAAUAUAAUGUAAUUGUAAAAAAAACAACACAUUAUGAUUUGGAAACCUGUACUUCUGUUUGUUUUUGCAUUGGCAAUAUUUUGCAAUGCGAUAUUCUAUUUUGAUGCAUGUCUUUUACUGUCUUUUAUCUAAAACAAUGCCAAUAUAAUUUUAGUCCUACUACUUAUUUGAAUGAAAGUGAUUGAUACAUUUCAUCAGGCUCUAACAAUAUGUCUUUAUUUGCUUGACAGAAAGUUUGUAAAGUCUUCCACAAGGCCUGCAUUUUAGCUUUAUCCUAUUGUCACUUCAAAGCAUUAUAGUAUUUUUUUCUUUUUUGAAGAGCCAUUGAAUAUACAUUUUUCAUUGAAAAACUCAAUCAAUAUCAUAUUAAAAUACAUACAUACACACAC
Molecule: messenger RNA, 8130 nt
Organism: Lymnaea stagnalis (great pond snail)
Lineage: Eukaryota; Metazoa; Mollusca; Gastropoda; Lymnaeidae
Source: the annotation of a GenBank genome assembly